AUGUCCGACGAAGGAUAUAUCAAUUCUUCAACAUUAUACAAAGAUAAUGAGGAGUGGAAGGAUAUUACACCAAUUUAUCCGAGCAAAGAAGAACAAUCGGCUGUGAAAAUCGCCGCAUCGCAAGAUUGUUAGUUUUAAUUGAUUUUUCUGAAAUAUCAUAAAAUAUUUGCAGUCAUCGAUGUUUUUGCAUACUUCCGAGCGAUUCUGAUCAUCAAGGAGAAAUCGGAGAGAGUUUUGAAAUUGUUGGAGGAUUGUGUUCGAUUGAACCCAGCUAACUAUACAGUAUGGUGAGUUAUUUUUUGUAAAGUAACGGGAAACUAACCAGGAAAAUGGCAGUUUUGUCCAGAGAUGCAAUGUUUCUCUUUUCGAAAAUGCAAGAAUUUUGCAAUAGUAUUUACCCGUUCAAUUUUUUUAGUUCACGCUAUAAAAUUAUUUCAUCACACGAAAAACGUGAAUUGCAAUUUUGCAUUUCUAAAAAUAAUGAUGAGUCCCUUUUGACGAUGUAUUUAUAGGCAAUAUCGUCGAGAAGUGUUGAAAGAACUCAAUUCUGAUCUCAACGCAGAGAUGAAAUAUCUUGAUGGAAUUAUCGAAGAAACUCCAAAAAAUUAUCAAGUUUGGCAUCAUCGAAGAGUAAUUGUUGAAUGGCUUGGUGAAAAUUCAGCUCCUUACGAACUCGAUUUCACAUGUGAUAUAAUUCAAGAUGAAAACAAGAAUUAUCAUGCUUGGCAACAUCGUCAAUGGGUUAUUCGAACAUUCAAAGAUAAUUUAAAUCUGUUGGAUUCCGAAAUGUCAUUCUCUCUUCGUCUUCUUUUAGAAGAUCCACGAAACAAUUCAGCAUACAAUUAUCGCUAUUUUUUGUUGACAAUUUUUGACAAAACUGAAGAUAAAGAGACGAUUGAUAUUGAAAUCAAUUUGGCAAAACGAUUUAUUGAAGGAAUGCCAAAUAAUGAAAGUGCAUGGAAUUAUUUGACUGGAUUAUUAUUGUCAAAUGGAAUAUUGUCUGAUACUGGAGUUGUGAAGUUUGUUGAAGAUUUGUAUGAAAGAACCGAAGAAACAAAAAGAAGCUCAUUUUUGGUACAUUUUUAUUUUAUCAUUUUCUGAAAACAAAACUAUCUAAUUUUUAGCUUGCCUUUAUUGCUGAUAUAAUGCUUGAAAAAAUUGAUCAACAAAUCGAAGCUGUCGAAUCUGCUGAAAGAGCCAAACAGGUGAUUGCACUAUUUUUCUUCUUCAAAAACGAUCAAUGAAUUUUUUCAGCUUUACACAGAUUUGAUCAGCUUGGAUCCAGUCCGCCAUAAUUAUUGGAAACACCAAAAAUUGUUGGUUGAUCAAAUGUUGAACAAAACUACUUAUACAACAAAAAUGGUCUAA
Caenorhabditis angaria is the source of this 1368-nucleotide messenger RNA. The record is from the annotation of a GenBank genome assembly. NCBI's taxonomy places the organism in Eukaryota, Metazoa, Nematoda, Chromadorea, Rhabditida, Rhabditidae.